CGGUUCUUCUAUCCAUCACAUUCCAUCAAAACGGCAUCAAAGUUGAAGGUGAAAUUAAUUGGAUCUCGUAAAGAUCCUUUGAAAUUUCACCAUGGUACCGAAAGAAUCCGCGCGUGAGAGCGCCGACACGCCUGAGCCCGUGGAGAAGGGUUUUGCGACUCUCUCGACAUUGCAAGUUGGAGUGAAGGCGUUUGUUGAGAAAGAAGGCGAAAAACGCAAAGCCGAGAUUCUUGCCAUCCAAAGCAAGAAGGGGAAGCUAGCCUUCUACGUGCAUUACGAGGAGUUCAACAAGCGUCUCGAUGAAUGGGUCCCGGAAGGUCGCAUCGACCUCUCAAAAGAGGUGGAAUGGCCUGCCCCAGAGAAGCCCGAAAAGAAGAAAGCCGCCCAGACCUCCAAAGCGAGCAACAAAUCCAAAGCCGAUGCCGCGCUUGCCCAAGCGUUACGAGACAAGAAGAACCCCAAGCGCGCACAGCAGCGCCAAGCAAGACUUGAUCGCGAACUGUCUGGCACGCCGGACUCGCAGAGCAUCAAUCUGCCGGGUAAGGUGUCUCGAGCAAGCAAAGCCGGAGGCAAAGAAAAUCGGGAGAUCAAGCAAGACAAGGACUCCGUGACCGUCAUCUCGGAAGUGAUCGACGGCACGCCGAAAGCCGAAGAUGAAGAUAUGGUGGAUCUGAUGGAGAUGGCCGACGCCGCAGCGGCCGCGAAGGCGCAGGCGCCCCACGAGCCGUUCAGCCGGGAGGAGGAGAUCGAGAAACUGCGCACCGGCGGCUCCAUGACGCAGAACCAGACUGAGAUCUCCCGCGUGCGGAAUCUGAGCCACAUCCAGAUGGGGAAGCACGAGAUCGAGCCGUGGUACUUCAGUCCGUAUCCGCAGGAGUUCUCAGAGGUGGACAUGGUGUACAUUUGCGAGUCGUGCUUGUCGUACUUUGGCGGGCUGAAGCAAUUCACGAGACACCGGGCGAAAUGCUCGCUGCUUCACCCGCCCGGCAACGAGAUUUACCGGGACGAAUAUGUCUCGUUCUUCGAGAUCGACGGCCGACGGCAGCGGACAUGGUGCCGAAACCUGUGUCUUCUAUCGAAACUAUUCCUCGACCACAAGACGCUGUACUACGAUGUCGAUCCGUUCCUCUUCUACUGCAUGGCCAUCCGAGAUGAGCAUGGCUGCCACCUCGUCGGGUACUUCAGCAAAGAGAAAGAGAGCGUCGAGGGGUACAACGUCGCCUGUAUCCUGACGCUGCCCCAGUAUCAGCGCAAGGGAUUCGGCAAACUCCUCAUCGAUUUCAGCUACGAACUAUCGAAGCGGGAGGGCAAGCUCGGGAGCCCCGAGAAGCCUCUCAGUGACCUGGGGUUGCUGGGCUACCGCGCCUACUGGCAAGAGACCAUCGUCGAUCUCCUGAUGGACGGACGGACGGACGCCAACAUCGAAGAGCUGGGCGCGACGACAGCGAUGACCACCAACGACGUCUUACAUACGCUGCAGAAUCUGAACAUGAUCAAGACGUCGAAGAACCAGCACGUCAUCGUCCUCACCGAUGCGGUGGUCGCGCAGUGGAAGAAGCAGAAGGAGAAGGAGAAGAUCAAGGGGAAAAGGACGAUUGAUUCGGAUAAAUUACAGUGGCGACCACCGGUCUUCACGGCGUCCUCUCGAACCUGGAACUGGUAAUGCUAGUCCUUUUUCCACGUUAUGUGGUUUGAGCAAGGACGUCAUGGUAGGAGGGGGAUUUCGGAAUGCGGCGUUAGGAUUUGUAUGUUUGGUCGAUACCCAGAGCGUACCUUGUAUGGUUACAGCGCAUUUGUUAGCAAUAUGAAAUCAGGAAGAUCCCACCCUCGAACAAGUCCAUCGAGUGACGCGAAGUUAAGCAAUUCGACCAUCGCCUGUC
Eremomyces bilateralis CBS 781.70 is the source of this 1880-nucleotide messenger RNA. RefSeq lists its product as uncharacterized. The coding region runs from base 92 to 1663 and encodes 523 amino acids. Lineage: Eukaryota; Fungi; Ascomycota; Dothideomycetes; Eremomycetales; Eremomycetaceae. The record is from RefSeq and is a predicted model, not a curated record. Gene Ontology annotation, molecular function: histone acetyltransferase activity. Gene Ontology annotation, biological process: regulation of DNA-templated transcription. The transcript has 3 exons.